This is a messenger RNA of Eutrema salsugineum, 679 nucleotides long. RefSeq names its product arabinogalactan peptide 23. Bases 319 to 498 code for a protein of 59 amino acids. Lineage: Eukaryota; Viridiplantae; Streptophyta; Magnoliopsida; Brassicales; Brassicaceae. The transcript has a single exon. The record is from RefSeq and is a predicted model, not a curated record.
AAAAUUACAAAUACACAUUUGACCCGCUAAAAAUAUGGAUGGAACGCUUACAUUACUCAAAGCCACACAAUUGAAUAGAAUUUCAACGGUGUUUUUCCUUAACUUUAUUUAUUGAUGUACUUUCUAAAUAUUUGGUUAGAAAUCGAUUUUCGAAAAUAAACAAUUCUAAAAAUAACUUAACUACCUCCCGUAUAAAUCCCCCAUAAACACCAUCUAAUUCUCUUCAGACCUGCAAGAAACCAAAAAAAAAAGGAAACAAAACUACAAAAAAAAAAAAAGAAAAAGAAAAACCUUUCAGGUCUCAACAAAAAAAAGGAGAUGAAGAAGAUUGCCUGUGGAGUUCUUUUCGCUGCUGCUUCCAUGACCGCCGUCAUGGCUGCAGAUGUCGGAGCUCCGGCACCGGGACCCGCCGCAAGCGGAGCCUCCGUAGCCGCACCGGCUCUUGGUUCAUUGGUUGGGGCUUCCCUUGUGUCUCUCUUCGCCUACUACUUGAACUAAUUAAGCUUUAUACUAACCAAAAAAAAAUUGAUGUCUCUAUCAAUUUCUACUUUGUCUGAUUUUGUAUGCGUUGUUUAGAGAGGCAAAGUGAAUAAGACGGAAGAGGAUAUAUUUUUGAUUAUGGUCAGACAAACUUUAUGUAAUGCUGAUAAAUAAACAAAAAAAUUAAUGUGUUCUUCUA